This is a messenger RNA of Cladocopium goreaui, 1534 nucleotides long. The record is from the annotation of a GenBank genome assembly. NCBI's taxonomy places the organism in Eukaryota, Dinophyceae, Suessiales, Symbiodiniaceae.
AUCAUCGUGCUGUGCGGCCUUUGUGGCGCGUAUACCUCCUAUACCUUGGGCUGGACCAUCUUUCGAUUGCAGGCAGCUGUUGGCGAGCAGAGCUUAGAGUCGAGUCCCUCUGGGUCGGACACGGACGGCUCUUCCACUGCAACUUCGAAUGAUUGGGUUCAGGAGCGCUUCCAAAGCUAUGAGGACGUCUCGGCGCAGGCCUUAGGCAUCUCCGGCCGCAUCCUGGCGCUCGUCCUGCAGGCCUUGAUGCUGAUUGGAGUUUGUACCAUUUUCCUGGUGCUGAUUGGAAUCAACGCCGUGCAGUUGGAACAGAUGUACCAGGUGGAGUGGCUGACCAAGCGUCAGGUCAUUCUCUUGGCCGCCGCCCUGGAACUCGUUCCCUGCGUCCUGAUGACAACCGUGAAGGAGACCUUUAUCUUGACAGCUCUGGGUGCCCUGUGUUCUGCCAUUUGUGCAGUCGUGGUGGUGAUCUCUGCCUUCACCACCCGGCCUUCCGCUCUGCGCACGUGCCUGGAAGAUCCCAGUGGCAGCAUCCAGUGGCCCUUUGUGACGGAUCUCAAAGGACUGUCUCUGUGCUGGAACACGGUGGUGUUUUCCUUCGGUGGCAUCAACGUCUUGCCAGCUCUGCUCGUGGACUUUCAUUCGCGCGGAGUUUUGGCAAGGGCUCUGGUGAGUUUUACCUGGCGAUCCUACCUUUUUAUCAUCUUCUUCUACGUCAUUGUGGCAGUCAGCGGCUUCGCCGUGGGGGGCGAUGCCUUGGCCAGUGCAAAGGUGGAUUCCAAUGUGCUGAUUGGACUGCAGGGCUGCAAGGACAGCUCGGGAACCGUAGAUUGGAGCCUCCUCGUUGCAUUUGCCUCGAUCACCCUGCAUGUUGUGUUGGCCAUGCCGGUCCCCUUUCAUGCCUGCGCUGAAACGCUCGAGUUGAUGCUGGGAAUACGAGAGAAGACUUUGAAGUCCAGUUGUGCCUGGGGACUCUUCUGGCGGCUUCCACGGCUGCUGCUGUUGGCAAGUUGCACUGCCUUGGCAUAUCUCCUGCCCUUCUUCGGGGCACUGCUGAAUGUGGUGGCCGCCAUUGCCGGACAGGCCACCGUUUUCAUCUUACCCAUCAUCUUGAGCUGGGCCAUCCAGCGGCAGCAGAAGUACCGCAUACGCCUCUAUGAUUGGCUCCUGGGCAUCCUCUGUCUCUUCGUGGGCGUCUUGGGCGGCGUAACGGGCCUCUACUAUGGCCUCAAUGAUUUAAUUGGUGCCCUCAAAGGAUAGGGCUGCAAAAUGGUAGCUGGGUGCCAUCUUAAUCCAUUUUUACGCGUCAAGGAUCUUUGAGAUCCCGCGAAAAUGGAUGUUGACGCAUUGGAUUCGCCAGAUUUGAACUUGAGUUAUGUAUAGUUAUUUUUAUAUUGGCCAGGGGUGGACAAUUUUGAUGGCGGUCAGAAGUGAUCUUUGCUGUCACUUUACUGAUUUGGAAUUGACUUUUCCCCUUACAUACUCACUCAUCCUCAAAGGAUGAUGGGUGUAGCUUUGAGUCACACGGGAACAC